Molecule: messenger RNA, 469 nt
Organism: Pogoniulus pusillus (Red-fronted tinkerbird)
Lineage: Eukaryota; Metazoa; Chordata; Aves; Piciformes; Lybiidae
Gene: MRPS18C
Product: mitochondrial ribosomal protein S18C
Exons: 6
Coding region: 33-422 (129 amino acids)
Biological process (GO): mitochondrial translation
Cellular component (GO): mitochondrial small ribosomal subunit; ribosome
Molecular function (GO): structural constituent of ribosome; small ribosomal subunit rRNA binding
Source: RefSeq, a predicted model, not a curated record
ACGCGUGGGAGGGCGCCAGUGCGUCCGGCAGCAUGGCGGUGCGGGCCGCGGCGGCGGCGAGGUCCUGGCGGCGCCUGCUCCCCGCGGCUGCGUGGGAGCGGCCCCGCCGCCUCCAGCACCAGCGGACCGAGAGCUCCGAUCAGCCCAUCCAGAUGGAGAACCCCUAUAAAGAGCCUCCUAAGAGAUGUGUCUUGUGUGGCAUAGAUGUGGACUACAAGAAUGUGCAGCUGCUUUCCCAGUUUGUGUCUCCUCAGACCGGCCGCAUUUUUGGCAGGCACAUCACAGGCUUGUGCAACAAGAAGCAGAAGGAAAUCUCAAAGGCCAUUAAAAGAGCUCACAUGCUUGGGUUUAUGCCAGUGAUGUACAAGCACCCCUCAUUUCUCACAGACCCCAAGAUCUGUGAUGUCAAAUACCCUGAGUAGCACACAACCAAGAAAGGAACAAUAAACCUCUUUGAUGGUGACUGGAA